This is a messenger RNA of Gastrolobium bilobum, 1289 nucleotides long. RefSeq names its product probable F-box protein At4g22030. NCBI's taxonomy places the organism in Eukaryota, Viridiplantae, Streptophyta, Magnoliopsida, Fabales, Fabaceae. The record is from RefSeq and is a predicted model, not a curated record. The transcript has a single exon. Bases 42 to 1289 code for a protein of 415 amino acids.
GUUACAAGCACACACAACUACAACAGAAAUCUAAGACUCUUAUGGCUUCCUUAAAAGUUACAUCUUUGCUUUCUUCUAUUUGUUCAUCAUCAUCAUCUUCUUCUUCUUCAGAAAGAAUAAAAUCCUCUAUCCAUGUCCCAAAACUCCCAAGAGCUAUUUUCGUAGCUCCAAAAACAAAACCAAGCAGAAAGCUGUUUGAGGAAUUGAAUGGCUUCACACACACAACCCCAAUAUUCCAAGAUGAUUCAUACAAUUCCACCAAUACGUCAAAAGCUACCACUCAACUAUAUGCAAUUCUAGAAGCCGUAGCUGACAGAGUGGAGAUGCAUCACAACAUCGGCGAGCAACGUGACAAUUGGAACACUCUUCUCUUAAACUCCAUCAACAUGAUUACUCUAACUGCAGCCUCCAUGGUUGGUAUUGCAGCCACAAGUGGCGUUGGCGCGCCACUUUUGGCUCUCAAGUUAUCAUCCACACUUUUGUUCUCUGCCUCCACAGGAAUGUUGAUUGUGAUGAACAAACUCCAACCCUCACAACUCGCUGAGGAACAACGAAAUGCUACGAGAUUGUUUAAACAACUACAGUCCCACAUCGAAACCACGAUAGCCCUUGGGAAUCCUACUAUAGAAGAUGUGAAGGAUGCAAUGGAGAAGGUUUUGGCAAUUGACAAAGCUUAUCCACUUCCCUUAUUAGGAGCUAUGCUUGAUAAAUUCCCUACAAAAUUUGAGCCAGCUGUUUGGUGGCCUUCAAAACCAUCUUCAAAGAGAAGAAACAAAAACCAAUUAGAAAAGAAUGGAUGGAAUGAAGGACUAGAAACUGAACUAAGGGAUGUGAUGGAAGUGGUGAAGAGAAAAGACAUGGAGGAUUAUGAGAGAUUAGGGAACUUAAUGUUGAAGAUUAAUAAGACUCUGGCUAUUGCAGGGCCUUUACUAAGUGGCAUUGCAGCAGUGGGAUCAGCAUUUGUGAGCCAGGGUUCAUGGACAGCAAUAGUUCCGGUUAUGGCUGGUGCAUUAGCCACAGCUGUUAAUGCCUUUGAACAUGGUGGGCAGAUAGGGAUGGUGUCUGAAAUGUACAGAAACUGUGGUGGCUUCUUUCAAAUGCUAGAUAAUUCUGUGCAAGAGACAAUGGAGGAAGACGCAGACCAAAGGGAAAAUGGGGAGUUGUUUGAAAUGAAGUUGGCUUUGAAAUUGGGAAGAAGCUUGUCUCAACUGAGAGAUCUUGCAAGAAAAUCAGCUUAUUCUCGUGUAGAGGGAACUGCCACUGAUGAAUUUGCUAGCAAGCUUUUCUAA